AAAGCUGGGCAUAGAGAAGAAGAAGGUUCCCUGCCUAUCGCCAGAGAGAGGAGGGCCAUAGGCCUGACCCAGCCAGCAAAAGGAGUGGGAGGGUGGAGAAAUCCUGUUGUUGCACCUGAGGAUCUCUGUUGGGAUCUAUAUCGAUUAUUGUGCAGCCUGGUGCAAGUGUAGCAGCAAGAUGACUGCAGGAUAGGUCCUACUGACUUUCAAAGGCGAGAGCACUAGCUCAGGAGACAGAGGAAUGACAUAAAUCCGAAUCUGACAACAUAGAGCCUGGAGGGAGUGUUUCCUGCAAUCGGCUCCCCACAGCAUCAACAAGGUACAAUGUAGCAACCAGGGGAGAGCGCAAUGGUGUUCAUUAACAUAUGGUGAGGCAAAAUGGAAACCCGAAAUGAAACUGCAGCAAAGACACAAUCACACGGCCAAGAUACCUCGACUGAACAGGAGACCUUAAAAUCGAGCCAUAAACGGUGUGAAAGUCUCGCGGAAGUGACAGAUCAGAGCCACAAGAGUACGGGGACUACACUUGGAGGAAGCAUCAAGGUCUCUGUACAACAGGGAGUGCUCCCACCUGAAGCAGACAAUUCACAGUUUCAGGAGCUGGUGGAUUCCCAGGCUCCACACGGGCCUGGCCUUCAUCAGGAACACAGCCCAGAGGAACCCAUCGAUGUGAGCUUGGACCCAGCGAAAGACCUUCCUGAGAAAUGCAGCCCAAAGAAUCCUAUCGAUGUGAGCUUGGACCCAGCGAUAGACCUUCCUGAGAAAUGCAGCCCAGAGAAUCCCAUCGAUGUGAGCUUGGACCCAGCGAUAGACCUCCCCGAGGAAUGCAGCCCAGAGAAUCCCAUCGAUGUGAGCUUGGACCCAGUGAUAGGCCUUCCUGAGGAAUGCAGGCCAGAGACUCCCAUUGAUGUGAGCUUGGACUCAACGAUAGACCUUCUUGAGGAAUGCAGCCCAGAGAAUCCCAUUGAUGUGAGCUUGGACUCAACGAUAGACCUUCCUGAGGAAUGCAGCCCAGAGACUCCCAUCAAUGUGAGCUUGGACUCAACGAUAGACCUUCCUGAGGAAUGCAGUCUAGAGAAUCCUAUCGAUGUGAGUUUGGACCCAGCCAGGGACCUGGGUGAGGAGAGACACUGUGAGCUCAUUGUGAACAGUGAGCAUAUCUUUGAGGAACCCACUGGAUUGGGCCAUAAUGAAGCUGGAUGUGACUCAAGGAGAGGCCUGGCAGUGGAUACAGCUCUGAUAACAUCUCCAGAAGACCCAGGCUCCCAGCACAGCAAUGGCUGUCCCCCCUCAGUCCACAGCAGCCAUGAAGAGGGAGUGCCUGAGAGUGCCGCAUCGAUAGCAGAUGGAGUGGCGGUGGGCACCGGCCUGACCAGUGACGGACCUGACCUGUGUGCAGAGGCUCGGAGACUGGGAACAGUGCGGAGUCCUACUGACUCCCCUCCCCAACGUCCCGAUACGUCCCAGCACCAGGCUGGGGGUGGGGAGCACGGCUUCCUUGCAGAGCCCGGAGCUGGAGGAAGCAGGCCGGUACUGAGCGCCGAUGUCCCCCAGACUGAAGGAGGAGCUUCAAAGGAUAUGAAGGAGGGUACAGAGAGUGAAGGGGCAACUGUCAGCACAGCUCCCUGGUGCCAGGAGGAGCAAGCUGCAGUGCAGGGCAGCACUGGUGAAGACAACGCGAUCAAAGUCAUUGAUGACAGACCACCACAACCCGCUCCGUUUGAACAUCGCUGUGUGUCAUUUCGAACAGGACCAGUGAGGAGCUUCUACCAGUAUAACCUCAGCGAGGUACUCGGAGGGGGUCGGUUUGGCAGUGUUCACCGUUGCACAGAGCGAUCCUCUGGGCUCCAGCUCGCCAUGAAAAUAAUUAAAGUGCGAUCUGCCAAAGAAAAGGAGAGUAUCACCAAUGAAGUACAGGUGAUGAAUUUGCUGAACCAUGUCAAUCUCAUUCAACUCUAUGAUGCCUUUGAGACCAGGAGUGAGAUGAUUCUCAUGAUGGAGUAUGUGGAAGGUGGAGAGCUCUUUGAGAGGAUUGUGGAUGAAAACUACAGUCUGACAGAGCUCGACGCAAUGGUGUAUGUGAAGCAGAUCUGUCAGGGUGUACAUUACAUGCACAACAUGUAUGUGCUACACCUAGACCUAAAGCCAGAAAAUAUUUUGUGUGUGGACCAUAAUGGUAAUCAGGUGAAGAUCAUCGAUUUUGGAUUGGCAAGAAGGUACAAGCCCAGAGAUAAAUUGCGCGUGUCCUUCGGGACACCAGAGUUCCUCGCUCCAGAAAUUGUCAACUUUGAACAUGUCUCCUUCCCUACGGACAUGUGGAGCCUGGGUGUCAUCACCUACAUGCUAUUGAGUGGCCUAUCACCAUUUUUAGGCGAUAGCGAUGCUGAGACCCUCAGUAACAUCCUCACCACAAACUGUAACUUUGAUGAUGAAGCUUUUGAAAACAUCUCAGAAGAAGCAAAAGAUUUUAUUGCAAAUCUGCUGAUCAGGGAGAAAAGUGGGAGGAUCAGUGCUGCCCAGUGUCUGAAACAUCCUUGGCUCAGCAACUUUGCUGCGAAAAGCAAGCACAGCAAGAUCCAACUGAAGUCACAGCUCUUGCUGAAGAAGUAUGUAAUGAAGCGUCUGUGGAAGAAGAAUUAUUACGCUAUUGCUGCAGCGAACAGACUGAAAAAGAUCAGCAGUUGUGGAUCACUCGCUUCGCUGGCAAUCUGAGAGAAUCCCAAGAUGUGAUCCACUGGACAAAA
Stegostoma tigrinum is the source of this 2744-nucleotide messenger RNA. RefSeq names its product myosin light chain kinase 2, skeletal/cardiac muscle-like. The transcript is spliced from 13 exons. Gene Ontology annotation, molecular function: ATP binding; protein serine/threonine kinase activity. The record is from RefSeq and is a predicted model, not a curated record. Lineage: Eukaryota; Metazoa; Chordata; Chondrichthyes; Orectolobiformes; Stegostomatidae. Gene Ontology annotation, cellular component: nucleus; cytoplasm. The coding region runs from base 379 to 2712 and encodes 777 amino acids. Gene Ontology annotation, biological process: positive regulation of apoptotic process; protein phosphorylation; intracellular signal transduction.